Messenger RNA from Diospyros lotus (date-plum), 1854 nucleotides. Its product is annotated as microtubule-destabilizing protein 60-like. Gene Ontology annotation, biological process: regulation of mitotic spindle organization; activation of protein kinase activity; mitotic spindle assembly. The record is from RefSeq and is a predicted model, not a curated record. Gene Ontology annotation, cellular component: nuclear microtubule; mitotic spindle. The transcript is spliced from 7 exons. Gene Ontology annotation, molecular function: microtubule binding; protein kinase activator activity. The coding region runs from base 79 to 1596 and encodes 505 amino acids. NCBI's taxonomy places the organism in Eukaryota, Viridiplantae, Streptophyta, Magnoliopsida, Ericales, Ebenaceae.
UUGACUAGCAAAGAUCGAUAGAAUCCCCUCACUCGCUCUGCUCUCUGUAAACUUACCCUGAUUUCCCGGCGACUUACGAUGGAUUUGAGCGGCAAGAGCGCCGGAGCGGUGACACCUGUGAAAAACCGAUCAAAGAUUCCAUCUGAUCAGAAUUACAAUCCUAACGUCAAAAGUCCUAGUUUGAAAUCCCCGAAAUCGCCAGCGAUCAAAUCUGCUUCGAAGAUCCAGAAAUCGGCAUCCAAAGAUCGAAACCCGACCGCUUCACCAUCGCCAAGGAACCGGAUUCGCGAAAGGAAGUUCGUGGUGGCGAAGAGGAAUUUGAAGAAAGAUAAACAAAACCAGUCGACUGCCGAAUGCAAGUGCAAAGACAAAGUCGGUUCAAAUUCGCAGAAGUGUAUGUGUGUCGCUUACGAGAUUCUGAGAGCUUCUCAUGAAGAAUUCUUCAAGAAUCGGGGAAGCAUAGGUGGCCAACGCGAUUCAGAGAAGUUGAAGAAUUGCCAGGGAGCUGACAAUGGAGUCGACGCCUUCGAAAUUCCAAGUGGGUACGGAAUCAAACCAGGGGGAGUUGAUAAGAUGAACGGAGAAAAUGCCGGCAACCCAGAUGAGAUUGAUCGACAAGGUGAAAUGGGUAUUUCGAUGAUCAAGAGGAGGAGGGAAAGAUUCCUGGAAGAAGCGAGGCGAAGUGUGCCGGAAUCCGGGACUGGAAGAGUGAUGCAUUUGGUGAAGGCAUUCGAGAAGAUUCUCACAAUUCCAAACUCGAAGGAACCGGACCAGACGGAUCAUAAGAAUGAAUGCGAUGAAGAGAAGGGGAUGAAAUACCCAUUGCCGGGACUGCAACAUCCGGCGCCGGAAACACAGGUGUCUUCGUCUUCAUUCUGUCCGUCGGACAUUUUCCUGACAUCGGAGAGUUUGGGUUUGGAUUUGACUGCUUCAUCAUCUUCAUCAGAGAGCAGCCAUGGAAGUUUUACUAUUUCAAGAACUUCUGGUGGUCGUCACAGAAGCAGACGAAAAGGUUCUGAAUCAUUUGGUGAAAAUAGUUGGAAGAAGAGGCAGCUGAAAGCAACGAGCCAAAAACCCUUCAAGCUUCAGACAGAGCAAAGGGGAAGGUACAAGGAGGAAGAAUUCAUCAAGAAAGUGCAGCAAAUAAUGACAGAGGAGGAGAAGCAGCGGAUCCCAAUUGCUCAAGGUCUGCCAUGGACAACUGAUGAGCCAGAGUGCCUGGUAAAGCCUCCUGUUAAAGAAAGCACCAGGCCCAUCGAUGUGGUUCUGAACAGCGAUGUCAGAGCCGUGGAGCGAGCCGAGUUCGAGCAACAGGUAGCGGGGAAGAUGUGCCUUGUCGAACAGUACAGGGAGGAAAGGGAUAGGCAGCAGAAGUUGGAGGAAGAAGAGGAGAUCAAGAGGCUGAGAAAGGAGCUGGUUCCAAGAGCUCAACCAAUGCCCUAUUUUGACAGGCCUUUCAUCCCUAGAAGGUCACAGAAAAAUCCCACAGUACCAAGAGAGCCAAAGUUCCAAAUGCCCCAUCACAAGAAGAUCAAGAGUUGCAGAUCUUUGGGUGAUGCAUACAGCAGCAAUGAAAAUGGAGAAGAAAGCAAUUAAAAAGAGGAUUCUUUUCCUAUAUAUAUAUAUACACACACAUUUUUUGGGGCUCCUGAAUGGCCUGAUAAGGCAAGAAGCUGUCACCUAGUUUUCUCUUGUGAAUGAAACACCCUUUGUUUCUUGCUUGGAUAGCAAGGAGGGGAAAAAGAAGAGUAGAGUUUCUCUUCUAGUUUGGUUGAUAUUGAGCAACACUUUAAAGAAUUACUUUAUUAUUAACAUACCAAAGCAUCUAAAAAUAUUAAUAGACAAGUAGUUUAA